Messenger RNA from Arabis nemorensis, 579 nucleotides. The record is from the annotation of a GenBank genome assembly. NCBI's taxonomy places the organism in Eukaryota, Viridiplantae, Streptophyta, Magnoliopsida, Brassicales, Brassicaceae.
AUGGAGCAACAAGGCGCCGGAGUGAUCGUGCAUCCAAGGUUCUGCUCACCGAACGCUACAGAUAUGGCGACCGUGAAGAAGUUAAGUACCCGUAACUUCGAUAUAACGGACGUUAACGGGACCCUGUUGUUCAAGGCUGAGUGGUUCGGUCUUCUUAAAACCAAGAGGACCUUGUCGGAUGGUUUUGGAUCUCCGGUCUUGACUUUUAGACAGAAGACGAUGACCUUGCAUGGGAGGACGCAAGUGUUUAGAGGAGGGAGUAUGGAACAACGUGAUUUGUUGUACACGGUGAAGAAAUCACCGUUGUUUCAGAGUAAGACGUUAAUUGAUGUGUACUUGAGUCACAAUACGGAAGAGGAGAGAUGUGAUUUCAGAGUCAAAGAGUUCGACCGAGGUUGUGCUGUCUACGUCGGUGAAUCCGACGUUAUUGUUGCCCAAAUUCGCAACGAAAACACUUUCAAAAGCGUGGUCUUCGGGAGGAAGGACAAGUCCUCGGUGACGGUUAAUCCAAACGUCGAUUACGCCUUCAUUGCCUCUCUCAUCGUCAUUCUCGACGACAUUUACAGCAUGAACAACUGA